Molecule: messenger RNA, 240 nt
Organism: Entamoeba nuttalli P19
Lineage: Eukaryota; Evosea; Mastigamoebida; Endamoebidae
Exons: 1
Coding region: 1-240 (79 amino acids)
Source: RefSeq, a predicted model, not a curated record
AUGCAAUCAAAAUAUGGUGGAUAUUUGAUUAAAGAAAAGUCAUGUGAAAGUUUAAGUGCUUCUGAAGGGGUAUGUGAUAAUUAUUAUGAUGAAAUGUCAUGUGCUAGUUCUAUUAAUGAAUUAUCAGAAAUAUCAGAAUAUUGUAGUGCUGAUAAAGAAGUGUAUAAUAUCAUAUCAGGGAAUAUUGAUUCUUCAUUUCAUGAAGAAUAUGUUUCUCGAUGUGAAAACCCUGGUUUUUAA